AUGAAAAUACACACUGGAGAAAAACCUUUUUCGUGUAAUAUCUGUGAAUAUAAAUGCAUUAAGAAAGGUACUUUGCAAAGACAUAUGAAAAUACAUACUGGAGAAAAACCUUUUUCGUGUAAUAUCUGUGAAUAUAAAUGUAUUACAAAAAGUAAUUUGCAAUUCCAUAUAAUUAGAAAACACACUGUAGAAAAACCUAUUUCGUGUCAUAUCUGUGAAUAUAAGUGUUUUGCAAAAAGUAAUUUGAAAACACAUAUUAUGAAAAUGCACACCGGUGAAAAACCUUUUUCGUGUAAUAUCUGUGAAUUUAGAUGUACUUUAAAAAGUAGUUUGCAAAAUCAUAUGAAAAUACACACUGGAGAAAAACGUUUUACGUGUAAUAACUGUGAAUAUAGGUGUAUUACGAAAGAUAGUUUGAAAUACCAUGUUAUUCAAAAACACACCGGAGAAAAACCUUUUUCGUGUAAUAUCUGUGAAUAUAAAUGCAUUAAAAAAAGUACUUUGCAAAGACAUAUGAAAAUACAUACCGGAGAAAAACCUUUUUCGUGUAAUAUUUGUGAAUACAAAUGUAUUACAAAAAGUAAUUUGCAAUUCCAUAUAAUUAGAAAACACACCGGAGAAAAACCUAUUUCGUGUCAUAUCUGUGAAUAUAAGUGUUUUGCAAAAAGUAAUUUGAAAACACAUAUUAUGAAAAUGCACACCGGUGAAAAACCUUUUUCGUGUAAUAUCUGUGAAUUUAGAUGUACUUUAAAAAGUAGUUUGCAAAGUCAUAUGAAAAUACACACUGGAGAAAAACCUUUUUCGUGUAAUAACUGUGAAUAUAGAUGUAUUACGAAAGAUAGUUUGAAAUACCAUGUUAUUCAAAAACACACCGGAGAAAAACCUUUUUCGUGUCAUAUCUGUGAAUAUAAAUGUAUACGAAAAAGUUAUUUGAAAACACACAUUUUAAUUCACACCCGUGAAAGGCCCUUUUCGUGUAAUAUCUGUGAAUAUAAAUGUAUUACAAAAAGUAUUUUGCAAAGGCAUAUGAAAAUACACACUGGAGAAAAACCUUUUUUGUGUAAUAUCUGUGAAUUUAGGUGUAAAAGAAAAGAUAAAUUGCAAAAUCAUCUAAAAAUACACACUGGAGAAAAACCUUAUUCGUGUCAUAUCUGUGAAUUUAGAUGUAUUAAAGAAAGAAAGAAAGAAAGAAAGGUAUAUUCUCCAAAAUUUCGCCAUCACAGAUAA
Parnassius mnemosyne (clouded apollo) is the source of this 1227-nucleotide messenger RNA. NCBI's taxonomy places the organism in Eukaryota, Metazoa, Arthropoda, Insecta, Lepidoptera, Papilionidae. The record is from the annotation of a GenBank genome assembly.